AGUAUAAAAACGUCAAAUAUAUUUGUUUCCCCAUACGAUAACAUUUAUGCAAUCGAUACUACCAUCGAUGACUUGCUGCUCUAACUGUCACCUCUAUUUGAUAAAUUUUCUUUGUGUAAUUUUUUGUAGUGAAAAUCCGCACAGUUAAAGUACAUUCAAACGGCUUAAAUCAGAGACUUAAAAGCGUUUCCAAUGUCGGAGAACAAGGAAGAGACCCUGGCGAGCUUCCAGAACAUCACGGGCAUCGACGACGUGGGUGAGGCCUUCUCCCACCUGGAGGCCGUCAACUGGAAUCUGAUGGAUGCCCUGAGUCGGGUGAUGCCACACGAUGAUGCGCCGCUGGCCGGAUCCAUCCAGCAGCCGGAGCCGCCAGCCAGGAGCAGCUUGGCCAUGGAGAGCACCAACGGCUUCCUUCCGCCUGGCUACGAAGAGCUGCCCGGGCCGUCCAACGCGGGAUUCUUUGCAGCCCUGGAGAACCGGAAUCAGAACCUAACCAUGCAACAGGCGCACCACCACCAGCAGCAGCAGCAGCAGAGAUUUCCCACGUCACAAUUGCUAGCCCAGCUCACGUCGAGCAUCAACCUGGACCCUGUGUCCAGCCACAACAACAACCAGAAUGUGAUUGCAUUCAACAUCCACUUCAACCAGCAGCUCUACCGCAUCCGCUUGCCCUCGGAGGCCACAGUUGAGCAACUGAAGCGCAAAAUCUUUGACGUGACCAGUGUCCCUGUGUGCCGGCAGGCCAUUCGCGGCUGGCCGCCGUCCAAGGCCAGCGAGGCCCAACAGCCAGAAGCACGCAUCGGUAACCUGGACCUCGCGCCCGAAAACGAACUGAUUCUGGUGGACCUCACCGACGACGGUUUCAUGGACACCGAACAGGACGAGGUGACGCAACGGUCGGACAAGAUAUUUACCAUUCACAUUCAAUUCGAGUCGGAGUCGCUAACAUUGAGCCUGCCUGGACGCACGACGAUGCAGGCGCUCAAGAUGAAUGUGUUCGACAUUAAAAGCAUACCAGUACGCCACCAGGAGUGGACCGGCUGGCCCAGCGAUUGUGACAACGAAACCACAUUGGCUCAAUCCGGUAUUGAGCUGUCCCACAGAUUCACCGUGAGGACUGCAGCGGGUGCGGCCCAGAACUCAACUUCCAACCAGCACAACAACACGUUUGAGUUGGUCAACGUGGACAGUGAGAGUUCGGCGGAUGAGUUUGAAGAUGCCACGGACUUCAACAACGCCGAGUACACAUUCACCGACUCACCACCUACACAGCCGCUCAACAGACACUUAAUACCAAACAACACAGACGACGAGACAAGUGGGUCCACACAGUUCGUCGAAAACUACAAAUCGCUAUACGGAGAGCCGUGUCCAGAGUUCUUUGUGGGUAGUUUGGAAAGCGCCAAGCAGCUGGCCUGCCUCAAGUCCGCCAAGGAGCGUAAACUUCUUGCUAUUUACUUACACCACGGCAAAAGCAUUCUCACCAACGUUUUCUGUGAUCAACUGAUGAAGCAUGAGAGCAUUAUCCAGACCUUCAAGGAGAAGUUCGUCCUAUUUGGCUGGGACUUGACCUACGAGAGCAACAAGGAUAUGUUUCUUUCCUCGCUGACAGCUUGCAUCAGCAGCAAUGCCUCGCUUACAGCCAGGAACAUCAAGCUGGACAAACUGCCUGCCAUCAUGCUGGUGGGCAAGAGCCGUCAGUUGGGCAGUAACUGCGAGGUUUUAUCUGUGAUUCAGGGUAACAUUGGACUGGAUGACUUGCUAACGAGGCUCAUUGAAACCUGUGAAAUGUUCGAGGAACAGUUGCAAGUUGAGAUCCGACAGGAAGACGAGCGCGCCGCUCGCGAUCAGGUGAAGGCGGAGCAGGACAUGGCCUACGAAGCAACUCUGCAAGCCGACAUGGCCAAGGAUGCUGCAAAACGUCAAAAAGAAGCUGCGCAAUUGGCAGAGCGCAAGCGCCUGGAGUCCGAACGAGCCGAGGAAGAUGCUAGACGGGAGUCCAUAAGAUUAGUUGCUCAACAAUCGCUACCUCAGGAGCCGUCCGAGCUGGAGGCGGGCAUUUCCAAAAUUCGCGUACGUAAGCCCACCGGCGAUUUCCUGGAGCGUCGCUUCUACACCAGCAACAACCUGCAGGAUCUUCUUAACUUUGUAACCGCCCACGGAUUCCUCAUCGAAGAGUACAAACUAAUUAGCAGCUGGCCGCGAAGGGAUCUCACCGCGAUCGAGAGCAGCCAAACGCUGGAGACGCUCAAGCUGUAUCCGCAGGAAACGGUUAUUCUGGAGGAGCGAUGAUUCCGCUCAUUAUGUUAAGGCAAUUUCGUUUUGAUUGGGUUUAGUUCUCGCAUUAUUAAUAUUUUAAAACUGUA
Molecule: messenger RNA, 2366 nt
Organism: Drosophila serrata
Lineage: Eukaryota; Metazoa; Arthropoda; Insecta; Diptera; Drosophilidae
Gene: casp
Product: Fas associated factor casp
Biological process (GO): ERAD pathway
Cellular component (GO): nucleus; endoplasmic reticulum
Molecular function (GO): ubiquitin binding
Source: RefSeq, a predicted model, not a curated record